Molecule: messenger RNA, 1751 nt
Organism: Heteronotia binoei (common prickly gecko)
Lineage: Eukaryota; Metazoa; Chordata; Lepidosauria; Squamata; Gekkonidae
Gene: ISY1
Product: ISY1 splicing factor homolog
Exons: 11
Coding region: 118-966 (282 amino acids)
Biological process (GO): mRNA 3'-splice site recognition; generation of catalytic spliceosome for second transesterification step
Cellular component (GO): post-spliceosomal complex; post-mRNA release spliceosomal complex; catalytic step 2 spliceosome
Source: RefSeq, a predicted model, not a curated record
AUUCUGUUCCGGGCCAUCUCAUACGCAUGCGUCCUUUUAUGAGGGUUCGUUCGCUUUCACGGAAGUGUUUUCGAGUUGCCAUCUGGAGCAGCUGCGUGUUUCGAGUAGACUGUCACCAUGGCUCGAAAUGCAGAAAAGGCCAUGACGGCCUUAGCAAGAUUUCGCCAAGCUCAGCUGGAAGAAGGAAAAGUUAAGGAACGAAGGCCUUUUCUUGCAUCAGAAUGUAAUGAACUGCCUAAAGCUGAGAAAUGGAGACGUCAGAUUAUUGGUGAAAUUUCCAAGAAAGUGGCACAAAUUCAAAAUGCUGGUUUGGGUGAAUUCAGAAUUCGUGACUUAAAUGAUGAAAUUAACAAACUUCUUAGAGAAAAGGGACAUUGGGAAGUCCGGAUAAAAGAGUUGGGAGGACCUGAUUAUGCAAGAAUUGGGCCAAAAAUGCUGGACCAUGAAGGAAAAGAAGUUCCAGGAAACAGGGGAUACAAAUACUUUGGAGCUGCUAAGGACCUACCUGGUGUCAGGGAGCUUUUUGAAAAGGAACCCCUUCCUCCUCCAAGGAAGACUCGAGCUGAGCUUAUGAAGGCUAUUGAUGCAGAAUACUAUGGCUACAGAGAUGAGGAUGAUGGUGUUUUGGAACCAUUGGAACAGGAACAUGAAAGAAAAGUUAUAGCAGAAGCAAUGGAGAAAUGGAAAACAGAGAGAGAAGCUUGUCUGGCAAGAGGGGACAAGGAAGAAGAGGAGGAGGAAGAAAACAUCUAUGCUGUAAAUGAUGAUGAGUCCGAUGAAGAAAGUAGAAAGGAGAAGGAAGGUGAGGAUAGCCAGCAGAAGUUUAUUGCUCAUGUCCCAGUGCCAUCACAACAAGAGAUUGAAGAAGCUCUUGUCCGAAGAAAGAAGAUGGAACUUCUUCAGAAAUAUGCCAGUGAAGCUCUUAUGGCUCAAAGUGAAGAGGCUAAAAGGCUUCUAGGACUGUAAAUAGUUCUUGUGACACUUCUGUUUAUAAUCCAUCCUAAAGCAGCGAAUGACUUUGAGAGCAGCUACUUAAAGUGCUUUGAUUUUGGAGAAAGUCAUGUUUUCAUUGCCAGUGCUUAAAACUGCAAAUGACCUUCUCCUGAGUUGAUUUCUUUGCAUCAUCUCCUUCCUAUUCAGUUUUAUAUUUAGCCUUCCCAAAGACAUCAGAUGACCAGCAACCUUGCCUUUAACCUCUCAUUUUCUAGUUAUCCUGGCAUUUGCUUGAUUUCUGCUUUAUGUAGUAGUUCUGGGGUGGCCAACAGUAGCUCUCCAGAUGUUUUUUGCCUACAACUCCCAUCAGCCUCAGCCAUUGGCCAUGCUGGCUGGGGCUGAUGGAAGCUGUAGGCAAAAAACAUCUGGAGAGCUACUGUUGGCCACCCCUGUAGUAGUUUCUACUGUGGUAAAUGCUGCUGGAUUAGAAAGUACAUACUCUAAUAUGCAGUGGCAUUCAAUAGCAUUUAUCAGAAGGCUUAUUUAGCUUAUGCUGUGACCUGCAAAUUUGGGAUAGAAUUGGAAAGCCCAUUUUAUAGCUUUUGGAAUGUUAUUGUUCUGAUGUUGUAGCAGAACUGAAGUGCUCUACCCCAAACAAUGCUGCUUUCAGUAGCGUGCUCAAAGCAAUUCAGAGUAGCUGUUCAUUUGGUUGGAUUUCAAAAGUACUGGAUAUUUCAGCAAGUAAUAUUGUAAAUACUGCUUGACCUUUGUAACUUUUCAAAACUUUUUUUCAGUAAAACAUUUUUUAUAGAGAUCAA